AUGGCGGCACGCUCACAACUCCUGCGCACAGUGUACAAUGGUCAGCAAGUACGAAAGUUGCAUGAACUGAACAGAAAUGAGAGGCCUGGAGUAGCCCAACUACGUGAAGUGUUAGACGAUAGGUUGCAGGAGAUAAAAAAGGCAAAAACUUGGAAACAUGAAAGAGUGCUUACGUCACCUCAGGAUACUAAGGUGAAAUUGAAGGGAGCUGAAGGCUAUUUCCUAAAUUUCUGUGCUAAUAACUAUCUAGGAUUGUCUAAUCACGCAGAGGUGGUAGAAGCGGCCCGUGAGGGUUUAAAAAAAUAUGGCGCUGGCCUGAGCUCUGUGCGGUUUAUUUGUGGAACCCAAACUAUACACAAGGAGCUAGAAGAACGCCUUGCUCAAUUUCACGGUCGUGAAGAUACUAUACUGUAUGGUUCGUGCUUUGACGCAAAUGCAGGGCUGUUCGAGUCUACGCUGACUCCGGAAGACGCCGUAUUCUCCGACGCUCUUAAUCACGCCUCCAUCAUAGAUGGUAUUCGGCUGUGCAAAGCGCAGAAAUUUCGUUAUCCACAUCGAGAUUUGAACGAAUUGGAGCAUCUGCUAGCACACAGCGAGGCACGACUGAAGCUAAUCGUGACCGAUGGCGUGUUUUCCAUGGAUGGCACCGUCGCACCUAUUAAGGGACUUCGAAACUUAGCUGACAAAUACAGAGCUUUGUUAGCAGUUGAUGAUAGCCACGCCACUGGAUUCUUUGGUGAGACAGGGCGGGGAACUGAAGAAUACUGCGGAGUGAUGGGCGCCGCGGACAUCAUUUGUUCGACGUUGGGUAAGGCAGUGAGCGGGGCUGCUGGGGGUUACACUACGGGACCUAAGGAGCUCGUGACAUUGCUUAGAAACGUAUCGCGGCCUUACCUCUUCUCUAAUGCUCCUCCACCACCCGUGGUCGCUGCUUCUUUAAAGGCACUAGAUCUAGUGGAACAUAGCGGUGAACUUCGGCAAAGGCUACGAGAGAACACGCGCGCGUUCCGAUCAGGUCUGAAGUCGGCCGGACUGACGGUUGCUGGUGAUGACCAUCCCAUAUGUCCAGUUAUGGUUGGCGAUGCACCGCUAGCUGUUGAACUAGCUGCGGGAAUGCUUGAGCGUGGUAUUUAUGUGGUGGCUUUUAGUUACCCAGUGGUACCAAAAAGGGGGCGCGCGAGUUCGAGUACAACUAAGCGCUGCGCACACGCAACAAGAUGUAAAACGCGCCGUAGAUGCAUUUGCAGAGGUCGCUAG
This is a messenger RNA of Parnassius apollo (apollo), 1257 nucleotides long. The record is from the annotation of a GenBank genome assembly. NCBI's taxonomy places the organism in Eukaryota, Metazoa, Arthropoda, Insecta, Lepidoptera, Papilionidae.